Molecule: messenger RNA, 945 nt
Organism: Aspergillus uvarum CBS 121591
Lineage: Eukaryota; Fungi; Ascomycota; Eurotiomycetes; Eurotiales; Aspergillaceae
Product: hydrophobin family protein
Exons: 3
Coding region: 102-593 (163 amino acids)
Cellular component (GO): fungal-type cell wall
Molecular function (GO): structural constituent of cell wall
Source: RefSeq, a predicted model, not a curated record
UGAGCAUUCCCUCUCUCCAGUCUCUUACAGACCUACCGUUCUUUAUACAUACAAUUCAUUCCGAGUUCACUCUCUCGUUCAAAUCCAACCCCACAGUCACAAUGAAGUUCACCAUCUCCGCCGCUGUUCUGGCUCUCGCCGCCACCGUCGCUGCCAUGCCCAGCAAGCCCGAGGCCAACGGCAACCUUGGUGUCGGCAACGGCAACGGCAACAAGGGCAACAGCGAUGUCCGCUUCCCCGUUCCUGACGACGUGACCGUCAAGCAGGCCUCCGCCAAGUGUGGUGACCAGGCUCAGCUGUCUUGCUGCAACAAGGCCACCUACGCCGGUGACACCACCACCAUCGACGACGGUAUCCUCGCUGGUACCCUCGGCAACCUCCUUGGUACUGGUUCCGGCUCUGAGGGUCUCGGUCUCUUCGACCAGUGCUCCAAGCUCGAUCUCCAGAUCCCCAUCAUUGGCAUCCCUCUCCAGGAUCUUGUCAACCAGCAGUGCAAGCAGAACAUCGCCUGUUGCCAGGGCUCCCCCUCGGACGCCAGCGACUCUCUCAUCGGCGUUGCCCUGCCCUGCAUUGCCCUCGGCUCUAUCUUGUAAGCGGGUUCAGUCUUUGCUUAUGGCCACUAUUCGUCAAGCCCUUCGGGGCCAUGGAUCGGGGCUAGGAAAACAGGUCGCCCUGUGAUUUUCCAGUCUAGGAGGAUUAUGGAUCUAUUCCUGUUUUGAGCAGAUGAUGUACCAUUAAUUGUGCGCCUGUGGCACUCUCGGAGAAAGAAGAUUCGUGUUUUUUUGCUUUUUGGAACUAUGAUCUGAUCAUUAGUUGUGCAUUUCCCGGUGCGUCAGUGCCGGUGUCGUGGCAUCUAGCUUUAAUGCAUUAGACUUGCUUUACCUGAUUUCUUGCAGACUUGUAUUCUGUAGCUCGUGGUUCUCAGCCACACUGUGAACAAUGCAU